CUGGGGAAUUUCUGCAACACAAGUAUUGAAAUUGGCUUCUUUAUGAAAUGACAAUUUCUUAAAUCUUCUCAUACCCUUUAACUCUUACUGAUGUUCGUAUAUACUUUAUGUUUCUUUUAUAGUUUGCAACAUAACACAUUUAUUUGUCUGAAAAUUGUUUUAGUUAACCCGUUUCAAUUGCUUUAGAUUGCGACGAAAACACAUACGGCCAUUUAUCUAUUUAGCGUGCAAGGUAUCCAUGCCAUAUUAUUAGAUUACGGUAAACGUUUUUGUAUUUUGCCAGUAUCUUUAGGUAUGUUCCACUUUACACAUGUAAAGAAUAUUCUCUCAUAUCAAACCGCAGCCUGUGACAAUAACACGUAUGGCCAGAACUGUGCCAAGCAAUGUAGCGAUCACUGUUCUGGACCUUGUAACAAUAUUGACGGAACCUGCACUACAUGUGAAACUGGAUUUGAGGGGCGAUUUUGCAGCGAAUCCUGUGCAAAGACAAAGUGGGGAAUGAACUGUAACGAAACCUGUGGCCAGUGUGCUACUGAAGAAUGCAACUCUUACAACGGCUCCUGUGAAAUGGGAUGUAAAGCUGGUUACCAGCUUAACACUUGUACCGAAACUUGUGACCAUCGGUCAUUCGGUGUGAACUGCAGUGGUACAUGCAAUUUAACUUGCAAAGGUCCCUGUAACAAGACUAAUGGCCUGUGUCUGGACUGUCAAAGCGGAUGGAAUGGUUCUUACUGUGACAAAGAGUGUCUAGGCGGUUACUACGGUUCACGCUGCAUACAAGGUUGUGGAUACUGUUUGAAUGGGUCCUGUGACAGAGUGUCGGGCAAUUGUUCGGGAGGCUGCAAACAAGGAUAUCAAGAUACGCCACAAUGUUUUGAUGAGUGUCCCAAUGGUACAUUCGGUUUGAAUUGCUCUAUAAAGUGCAGUGAGCAUUGUGAACGUACAUGUGACCGUGUUGAUGGCCAUUGCUCAUGUCAAAAGGGAUACCAACUGCCAGUUUGCAUCAAUGAAUGUGAGCUGGGAACAUGGGAAAAAAACUGCAGCCAAACGUGUGGAGGUUGCCUUUCUGAAAACUGCAGCAAGACCACUGGCCAUUGCAUGAGUGGAUGUAAACCUGGUUACAAAAUAGCACUGAAGUGCAUAGAAAAAUGUGACGCUGGUAAAUUUGGUUACAAUUGCCCCGGAACAUGUAGCAAAAACUGUGAAGAUCCAAAGACCUGUAACAGAACGACCGGCUUCUGUGCUUCUUGCGAGCCGGGUUGGCAAGGCCCAAUGUGUAAUAAAAAUUGUCCCGCCAAAAGGUAUGGCCAGAAUUGUCAGGAAAAGUGUGGAUACUGUGCAGAAUGCGAGGCUGGUAGUCACGGCGAUGACUGCCAGGAACGGCGUGGAAUGUGCGCCGAAGACAAAGCCUGCCACCCAGAGAACGGGACGUGUCCACUAGGCUGUAAGAAGGGGUUCUCUGGAGAUGAAUGCACAAAACAGCUGCAAGUAUUUAGUCAGCGUCCUCGGAGCAAUAUACAGUGGCUUUAGGUGUAGGUGGUGGGGUUUUGGUCCUCACUAUCUUUGCUGCGGCAGUCGUUGUGCUGGUUAUGAGAAGGCGGAAAGCUGCAAAAAGCCAGAAGAAACCUCUAGCAAAUAUGUAAGUUACAACUAUUUUUGGAAAGAUGUCUUGCUUUAAGA
This is a messenger RNA of Mya arenaria, 1680 nucleotides long. Its product is annotated as multiple epidermal growth factor-like domains protein 11. NCBI's taxonomy places the organism in Eukaryota, Metazoa, Mollusca, Bivalvia, Myida, Myidae. Gene Ontology annotation, molecular function: scavenger receptor activity. The coding region runs from base 295 to 1530 and encodes 411 amino acids. The record is from RefSeq and is a predicted model, not a curated record. The transcript has 10 exons.